AAUAGCUAAAUUUGUAACUGUUUCUUUGGGAAAAGUAGCAAUAUAGGUUGGAGUGAUAUGUUUAAUUGGUUUAAAAUCUGAGUUCCAGCUGCCUAAAACCUGAUUUAAUGAAACUGACUAGCGUGAGAGUUUAGACUGCUUUAUUCAAAGUCUGCAUGUUAUCAGGCUUUAUCACAAAAAUCUCAGCAGAAUGAAGGACCUGAAGAGAGCCUUCCAGUUCAUCCUCAGAAGAGAUGUGAGGCUCUAUCAAAACACUGCGAGGAGCAAAGAUUUCCACUUCAACGUUCAUCCGUCUGUGUCUCAGGCUGUGGCACAAAACAAGCCGGUGGUUGCACUAGAGAGUACAAUUAUCACCCAUGGCAUGCCCUACCCACACAAUCUGAGCACUGCAAAGGAGGUUGAGGCCAUUGUGCGAGCCGAAGGAGCCACUCCUGCCACGAUCGGCGUCGUUGAAGGGGAAAUCUGUGUCGGAUUGUCGUCGGACGAGCUUGACCGUCUCGCUCGAUCCAAAAGCCCCCUGAAGGUGUCUCGACGGGAUCUGCCUUAUGCUGUCAGCAAAGGUCUCUCCGGGGGAACAACGGUCUCAGCCACAAUGAUUGCAGCACACAGAGCUGGGAUCCCUGUUUUUGUGACAGGAGGCAUCGGAGGAGUUCACAGAGAUGGACAAAACAGUCUGGACAUCAGCGCAGAUCUAACAGAGCUUGGCAGAACUCCCGUCGCUGUCGUCUCUGCCGGAGUCAAGUCUAUCCUGGACAUCGGCCGCACCCUGGAGUUCCUUGAGACACAAGGUGUGUGUGUUGCAACUUAUGGUGAAUCUAAAGAUUUCCCAGCAUUCUUCACUCCAAACAGUGGAUUCACCUCUGCGUGUAAUGUCCGCAAUCCUAGCGAGGCUGCAGAACUUAUUGCAAGCACUUUGUCUCUGGGUCUUGAAAGUGGCCUCCUGAUAGCAGUCCCCAUCCCAGAGGAGCAUGCAGCCGCUGGCCAUCAGAUACAGGAAGCCAUGCAAGCUGCAGUGACAGCAGUCAGUUCUGAAGGUAUUACAGGCAGAGACGUAACACCGUUUAUUCUUCAAAAGGUCAACGAGUUGACUCAAGGAAAGUCCCUCCAGGCCAACAUUGCUCUCAUUCACAACAAUGCUAAAGUCGGCAGUCAGAUAGCCUGUGCAUUGUCAAAGCAGAUGAGUGAAAAAAGAUCAAAAAGUCAAGCUCAGCAUCCUGGAAAACCCCCAAAUGACUCAGAAGUUGUUGUUAUAGGAGGAAUAAAUGUUGAUUUUAUUGCCAAAGGGAAAACAAAAACACUUCAUUUUGGACAGACAAACCCAGGAAGCGUCUGUCAGUCGUUUGGGGGCGUGGGACGGAACAUCGCUGACUCUCUGAGUAGGUUAGAAAAGACGCCGCUGUUCAUCUCCGCCACUGGAGCUGAUGCAAACAGUGAUGCAGUUUUUAACCACUGCAAACAUAUGAACACAAGUGGUGUGGCCAGACUGGAAAAGCAGAGCACAGCAACGUACUGCGCUGUUAUCAACGACAAUGGGGAACUGAGUCUUGGCUUGGGAGACAUGGACAUUCAUCAGCAAAUUACAGAACACUAUGUUUCACAGUUUGAAAAACAGAUUUCAUCCGCCUCACUUGUGUGCCUUGAUGGAAACAUCCCCGUCUCCACCAUCAACUAUGUCUGUUCUCUUGCUGGGAAGCACAACUUAAACAUUUGGUAUGAACCAACAGAUGCAGAAAAGGCUUGUAAGCCUUUCCUCUCAGAUGCUUGGAAGUCUUUGUCCUAUUUGUCUCCGAACCUGGCAGAAUUGUGCAUGAUGAACAAAACUCUGGGUCUCACGGUUCCUGAAGAGCUGCCUACCUCUCUUGAUGGGAUCCUGACGGUUGCCGUGGCUCUCUCACGCCCUCUUCUGGAGAAUCUUCACUGUCUGGUGGUGACUCUUGGGCCUGAUGGUGUGCUGCUGUGUGGCCAGCACGAAGCAGGCUCAGUUGACCUGCAGCCAAGGAAACAAAAAAGUAAGCGGCAGCUUUGUGCGCUACACUACCCAGCAUUGACCGUGACUCCAGAGGAGACAAUGAAUGUGUCAGGAGCAGGAGACAGUUUUGCAGGUGCUUUAAUGGCAGGGAUUCUUCAGAAAAAAGAUACAGACAGCUGCGUUCGGAUGGGCCUCCUGGCCGCGAGGAUGUCCCUGUCAUCACCACAUCCCAUCUCACCAACACUCACCUUAGACUCUGUGGAUCCCAGCAAAGUCCAGGUACCAAAAUGGCCCACGCCGGGUUUUGUUUGGCUCGAUUGAGAUUCCAGAGUUUUCGUUGUGUAUUUUUAUGUCUCACAAUUAUUAUUCAAGGAACUGUUAUAACUUUUGACCAGAGAACCUGUCUCUCAAAGCUUUUUCAUCCAAAUGUGUAUGUUACCUUUUUAUUAUUCUAUAAUAAAAUACUUGAAGGUACUUUAACUGAAUUUUACUUUCUUAUUUUUAACUCUGUUACCUCACAAUUUCAAGUUUGGUUUCUAAUAAUAUUAGCGUUUAGGGUAUUUGUAUACAUGUAAUGCACUUGUUUGGAAGGCAGGCCAGAAAAAAUUACUUUUCCGACCUAACACCACAGUUAUAAACACAGUUUGCUAAACUUAUUUGGGACUUUAACAGGAAUAAUUGUGCUUUGCAGAAAAUAUGAGGAUUGAUAUUUUUCAGCAACAAACACUCCAGGUGUUUCUGAUGUUAAACAAAGGAGGAGACUGAAUUAAAAAAAAUAAAAAUAAAAAAUCAAACCCACUUUUAAGUAUAGUAAGGGUUAUGUGAUACUAAUGUCCUACUUCUGUACCAAAACUCCUUGGAAACUUUGAAUUUUAUGUCAUCAAAUUACAGAAAAUUUUAACAAAAUGAAUCUGGUUGUCUCUACAAAUAAAAGGAACAGAAAAUGCCCGUGAAUAUGGUGGGAUUUUUUUUUUUUUUAGCAAGAUAGAGAUCCAAAACAUAGAACCACCUCAGUACUGAGAAAUAGAGUGACCAGAGAUGACUCUGGACUCUGAAUAACCAAGACACAUUGUGUAGAGGAAUGGUCAAAGAUCCCUCUCUUUACAGCCUAAUGACAUGUUAGAGAACAAGACAAUUUUAUUAUGCCACUGAUAACUUUAUAAGAAUGAGACAGACAUGAUUAAGCAUAUUUGGAUACAGAAUUAUAAAAACAAAGUCAUAUUUUGCUACAAGGUUGAAAGCAUAUAGUUACAAAAUGUUUUGUU
Xiphophorus couchianus (Monterrey platyfish) is the source of this 3234-nucleotide messenger RNA. RefSeq names its product pseudouridine-5'-phosphate glycosidase. Bases 191 to 2290 code for a protein of 699 amino acids. The record is from RefSeq and is a predicted model, not a curated record. The transcript is spliced from 18 exons. NCBI's taxonomy places the organism in Eukaryota, Metazoa, Chordata, Actinopteri, Cyprinodontiformes, Poeciliidae. Gene Ontology annotation, cellular component: cytoplasm. Gene Ontology annotation, molecular function: hydrolase activity, acting on glycosyl bonds; kinase activity; pseudouridylate synthase activity.